Messenger RNA from Symbiodinium necroappetens, 600 nucleotides. Lineage: Eukaryota; Dinophyceae; Suessiales; Symbiodiniaceae. The record is from the annotation of a GenBank genome assembly.
GUUUGUGCGCAAGAUGCUCUUCGCGAUCCUGACCCGUUGACUCGCGCUCUACUUCUGGGCUUCAACAGCGUCGACGAAUAUGCAGAGUGGAUCAGAAACGAGUUCCAUUGGGGUGGGGAAAACGAGAUUAUAAGCCUUGCCAAGCACUAUGGCCUUGAAGUCGCUGUUGUCUGCUGUGAGUCCAUGCAAGUGCUGUGUUACGGCUCGGACCUCCCUGCCUGCUCCGCGCGGAUAUACAUCCUCUACACUGGCCAGCACUACGACCCGAUUGUGUCUGGAGCCGGAGCCGACAUUGCAGUGGAGCAGGAGCAGAAGAAGCACAAAAAAGGCGACAUGAGUUUGGAAGCCAAAGCUUUGGAGCUUGCGCGGCGGCACGUCGCAGAGGCCGCGAAGAAAGCUAAGCAGCGGCGCGCCAAGAAGAUCAAGUGUGGUGGCUGCGGAGCGCUGCUAAGUGAUGCAGAGGCGUUUGCGACACAUUGCGGUGAAGUCGACCACGAUGACGACUUUGCCUACGAUUGCGAGGAGGUGGAAGUGGUGAUCGAGGAAGGUGAGGAGCUUCCCGAGGGAACGGUGGACUUGAAUGCAGACCACGUUUACAGU